This is a messenger RNA of Biomphalaria glabrata, 5195 nucleotides long. RefSeq names its product serine/threonine-protein kinase Nek4-like. Gene Ontology annotation, molecular function: ATP binding; protein kinase activity. The transcript has 9 exons. Bases 273 to 1298 code for a protein of 341 amino acids. The record is from RefSeq and is a predicted model, not a curated record. Gene Ontology annotation, biological process: protein phosphorylation. NCBI's taxonomy places the organism in Eukaryota, Metazoa, Mollusca, Gastropoda, Planorbidae.
AUAUCAAAGGCGUGUGACUUUCAAACUGUUGGUAUGUGUACUUAAAAAGCCAUCAACACCGUUACUUUUAAUAGAGAAACGUGGCACGACUAAAAGCGUUGAGUGCAAGGAACGCAUGGCACUCUGAAGAACAUACGGAGUAAUCAGUUCACUAUGACAAGUCCAUCAGUUAACCAUACAGGACGGGUUUGUAGUUAUCCAGGCUGCAAAUCACUGAGCUAAAGAAACACAGUAUUAAAAAGUUAACAAAUUCUAGAAAAAAAUACUUGAAGAUGUCAUUAAAAAUUUUGAGAAAACUUGGCGAAGGAGGUUUUGGUAAAGUGUAUCUUUUUCAGAACACCGAUGAGUACAAGUAUGCUUUGAAAGUGGUGUCAUUAAAGGGUUAUUAUGAUAUAGAGCAAGCGAAGGAAGAGGGUCGAAUUAUGAUGAAACUUUGUCAUCCCCACAUUAAUCAGUGUGUCUUUGUGGAGCCAAUUGGUACGUCCAACCUGUGCAUGGCUUUGGAGUAUUGUAUAAAUGGCACCUUGGCUAGAAAAAUAAAACUAUCUCGUAUCGAGGAACCACUCGCAGUAAUGUGGUUCACCCAGAUGGCCGAUGCAAUACAGUACCUACAUGAACAACAUAUAAUACAUCGAGAUAUCAAACCCGAAAACAUCUUGUUAACUAGCAGAGACCAAAUCAUGGUUGGCGACUUAGGUGUUGCUAGGAAACUAAAAGAUACUCUACAAAGUGCUCGUACUUGUAUAGGAACACCAUGCUACAUGAGCCCACAAAUACAAAAAGGGCAACAAUACACUAGUAAGACUGAUGUUUGGAGUCUUGGGUGUGUUUUUCAUGAAGUACUGUCACGGAGAGCACCAUUUAAUUAUACAAUGCAUAUGCCGAUUGUUGAAGGAACAACUCCACCAUUGCCAGAUAAUUAUAGCGAUGCACUGAGGAAUUUUAUCUUUAGAGUUUUGACACGAGAAGAAAUCGGAAGGCCUUCUGCCAGUGAAGUUUUCAUAUUUUGUAAGUUAUUACUUCCUGGUGAAUAUCAAAGAAUUAAGCGCAGAAGGUUGGAACCUAUCCAUCUAGAUAAACAAGAAAUUAGAAAAGCUCUGCGGAUCUACGAUGGUACAGUACUAAGUGAAGACUAUUUGGAUUCUGAAAAAUCCAUAAGUUUCAGUGAAUCUUCUGAAAAAUCCAAAAGUUUCAAUGAAUCUUCUACAAAAUCCAAACGUUUCAAUGAAUCUUUUGUAGACACCAACAGUUUCAGUAAAUCUUUUUCUCAAUCAGUGUCAUUAAAACCAGACAAAUAAAAUUCAAUAUUUCAAUAAUCAACAUUCUCAAAAUACGCAAUCUCAUUGGUUCAGUAGUCCAGUAACUGAAUACGAAAAGGAAACUACAUUUGUAAACAUAAACCAAUGUUUCACUUUAGCCAAAAAAACCACAACCAAGUAACAUAAUUUUAUUUUAUAAAUAUUACUUCCUCAUGUAUAAACCGAAAGCUAGAAACCAUAGUUUUAUUCUAUUUCUUGCUUGUAAUGCUUCAAUGUUUUAACUAGUCUUUCAAGAAAGUGAACUUUGCACAAUCGAUGUUUUUAUAAUAGUCCUGCUAACAUAAAGUGAUAGGCAUAAUGAUCAUAAACAUCUAUUAAUUCAACUUUUGAAUACCAAAAUAAAAACACACAUUAAAAUCUAGUGCAAGACAUCCUGACAAAUAGUUUACAAAAUCGGAAGUAAAAAUGGAAUUCUAAGAUGAUAUUUUAAUUAUUUAUAAAGGUCUUAUUCUGUGCCGUCAAUUAAAUUGUACAAAAUCGUUAGAGCUGUUUUCGAAAUACUUUUUCAUCUAGAUUUCAUCAAUCAAGAAUUUGCUAGCUAAUAAAAUGAAUUUUACAACAAGAACAAUAUGUUCAAGAAAAUGCGGUUUUACUUUCUAUUUCUAUUAAAAAUAUAAAUAUAGUUUAAAAAUAGAACAACACUAUUUUGUAAUUAUAGUUUUUAUAAAACAUAUUUUUUAAAUAUAUGACUCAUAGAUCUAUAUAUAAUAUAUCUAGACUGGACAUGGAGAUCUUUUAACACUACAAAAAUGUCGUGAAAAACUUUUUAAAAAGAUGAAACAAGGCGUUGUUUUGUAAAGUAAUUAUAAGAAGUAAAGUGUUUUUGUUUUUUUACCCUAAACUAUGUAAAAUAUAAUGUUCAUAUCUAGAUCUAGUGACUAAACAUCGAAAUUAAGAGCACUCUCGUCUCAUAAUUAUUAUUUUGCAAUUUUAGAUACAUAAAAACAUUAUCCAUCUAUUGAAAUGUACAUAAGAUCAAUAAAAUCAAUAGACGUGAAUUAUUUCGAUCUAGGACUAUUAUGUAUCAUCUUAAUGGAAACUAACAGGAAAUGGCUUUUUUUUUCAUAAAUUCACGUGUAAAUAUAGUUCUGUGAUUAAUACUUAAUUAUCUCUAUAUAUAGGUUUCUGAGUUGAUCAAUCGCGGAUUAAAAUUUGCAUCCGUUUUCCAGUCUAGAUAAAAUAUAUAAAGAUCUGUGAUGAUAAUAUCUUUUUUUACUAUUUGAAAAUUACUUGACGUAUUCAAACAAUCAUCCGAAACAAUAUACAAAAAAAAUCUUUAAGUUCAAAACGAUUAAACGUUUUAUAGUCUAAAACGGCUUUAACGAUUUUCCUAAGAAUUCGAUAAGCUAUUAGUCUGUAUUCAUGAUUUUGCGAAAUUCAUUGGAAAGAUUUUUUUUAAUUCAUGAAGUAUUACAAGUAUUGAAUAUAAUGAGAACGCAUAGUCCACAACGAGCUACAUUAAAGUACAAAAUUAUUUUUUAAGCAUUUUAUAUUACUUGUUGGGGUUGUAAAUGUAAAAUAUCUUAUUUUUUGUACACAAUUAGCUUGCAUGUAUGAUGUAUGUCAUGCGGAUAUUGAGCUGAUUCUUUGUUCAAUGCUUCUAUUUUAAAAACCAUACUAUUUUUAUUCCAAAUAUGAGAAUAUCAUUGCUUCUUGUGUUUUGGUUUGGAUGGCUUGUUAUUGCUGGAGCUUCUUUUUUUGUGGUUUAUCUAGAAUUGGGUAAGUUAAGUUUUAUGGUACAAUCUUCAUUCUUCUUUUUUUUUUUUUGUAGCUCCAAAUUAAUUGUCAUUAUAAUCUAGUGGAGUGGCGAUCACAAGAAAACAGGCUUGGAACUCCGUGGUAGUCAAGCUUAACUUGAGUCUAUCUUUGUAUGGACCAUAUUUGGUCGAUGUGCAUGGGUUGUAGUUGGUUGUGAGCCACGUGAGCUGACAUUGUGAUUAAGGUGCGCCUUCAUACUACCUAUGUUACAUCACAUUACCUCACAUAUCCCUUUGUCUGUUGGACCACACAAGAUUAAUCAAUUGUUUUUCUCCAUUCCUCUAAAUCUUUUGUCCUGCAUACAACGUCUUUCAUUGGCCGGCCCGUCCAUUCUUUUUAUAUUGUCUUUCCAUCGCUUUCUUUGUCUGCUUCUUCUUUUUCUGGUACUGUUCUCUGAAGGAAGGUCUUUGCAAGCCCCUUGUAAUAUGGCCAUAGAGUUUUAAAUUCCGUUUUAUUUUUGUACGAUAGUUAGCAGGUCAUCUUUGGGUCCAAACGCUGUAGUAAGUCUGUCACUGAUCUCAUCGUUUGUGAUGCGGUUUUUGAAAGUGAUACCAAAAAUCCUUCAGCUCUGCAGUCAGCGUCCAAGACUCACGAACUUAUAAGAAUGUGGCCUUGACCUGGGAGCGAACCAGUCUGAUUUUAGUGUAUAGGACUAUGCCUUUGUCUUUCCAGAUUGUUUUGUGCUAUUUGCGCCAAUAGUUCAGGUUUGGUUUUUUGAUCUUAGAAAAUAUCUCCCAAGGCAUUUAAAGCUACUGACACUUGUCAGCUUUCGACACCAUUGCCGAUGCCCCUUUUAAAAUCCUGUUGGCUAUUGGUCAUUAUUUGAGUUCUUUCGUCAUUUUUUAGCUUACCAUAUGCUAUGUAUAUCUUAUCUAUAUGCAUCAAUAAGUCGGGUCGUUCUUCUUCUGUCCCUGCUAGGCCAUCAAUGUCAUCUGCGAAGCGCGAGUUAGUACUUUUUCUUCCUCCAUUGCUUACAGAUUCUUCGUAGCCCUCGGGAGCAUAUUUCAUUAUUUUUUUCAAGGAAGAUAUUAUUAUAUAUUUGUACAUAAGUCAGGCUAAUAAAAAAUAGUAUUUAAUAUGUUAUAUUAACUACUCUAGAUCUGAUUGCUAUGAAUAACUAUCAUUCAUGCCAUUAAGUAAUAUCAUAUGAUAUCAUUAAAUCUUUGUUACGUAACCACUUGUGGUUAACUAUUAUAUGUUAGCCUAUUGGCUUUACUUGUUCACUUGUUUACUUAAGUAAUGUACUAAGUGAUUUACUGUCAGGGGUGUACUGGAAGAGGGGACAACCCUGACAAUUUAUGCAAUAUUUUUUCUCUUUGUUGUGUUUAGAUUAACUAAUUACCUAAAAAAAAACAUUCAGAAGAGGAAUUCCGAAAAAUCGUUAGGCAUUAUUUUGUUGUUCCCUUCAAAAGAAACGGAAUAAUAUAAUCCUAGUAUCCCCCAAGCUAUUUAUCACCCAUUGUGGGGUUCAAAGUAAUCAUUCACUUGAGCGAGGAAUCGUGAUACAUGUAUUAAUGAAAUCGUUCUGGAUGACGCCAAUAAGGAAUACAAUCUUCCAAUUACUUCAAACGGCUUAGUUAGAACAACGCAAAAAUAAUGAUUGUUUUUUUUUUUAAGAUAUUUUUUUUAAAUCACUUGUUUUUUAUUUAUAUCAUGAAAAGAGAAUAUAAAAAUCUGCUCAUAAGACCAAAGUGAAUUAUUUUUCCCAAAUCUUCACUAAUUGCUAACUUAUUAUUGUAAAGUUGAAACACGCAAACCAAUUUAAGGUAUAUUUAAUAUAUAUUUCGCAUGUAAUGUCAAUGAGAAAUGGGCAUAUGGACGUAUAUUUUGUGCGCUGUAAUGCACAUGUGUAAAACUAAUUUCCUCACGGAUAAUACAGAGAAUUAUUUUUUUAAAAUUAUUAUUAUUUCUAAUAUCGUAAGUUUUUUUUUUUAAUGUAUAUGUUUGUGUAUUACAUUUAUACUUGUCAUUAUAAUAAUGAAAUAUUUAUUUGUAUAAAAAAAUUGUUUACACGGUUUACUUUUCUUUAAAAAUUCAAAAUUUGUCAUGACUUAAAAUAUUUAUGAUGAUUACAUAAUGAUAUGUAUAUAUUUAAGUAUCAUUAAAUAUUCAAUUAUA